Theobroma umbraticum is the source of this 2213-nucleotide messenger RNA. The record is from RefSeq and is a predicted model, not a curated record. Lineage: Eukaryota; Viridiplantae; Streptophyta; Magnoliopsida; Malvales; Malvaceae.
GUUGGCAUCACGGGCUCAGUUGCCGUAUGAAGCAAGCUCUUCCGAUUGGACAGACUUUAUAUGAUAUAAAUAAAACAAAGAAAUUACUGAGAUGCUGAUAUAGGUGGUGAGGUGGCAAAGAUGCGGGUUUACCCAUGAAAUCGACAGUGGCGAUUUUAACGCGAGGGAAGGGUAUCGAAGCCUGGAGCAUUGAUUUUGAAAUCCAAAAAGAAAAGGAAAGAAAAGAAUAGAAAAGAACAGAUAAGAAAAGAAAAUGAAAAUGGAAGAGUAUGAGAAGAUGAUGAUGAACACCAACAAGGGCAAGGGAAUUGCAGUGCGGACAAGAGCUAACCAGAAUCACAGAGGCGAAGGUGAAGACGAUGGCAAGAUUACGAGUCCCUCUUUCCCCUCUGCCAAAUCCAGUCCUCGCAACGCUUCCUCCAAAUACGACUUCGUCAAGGUGAAGGUCUGGUUGGGUGAUAAUGCCGAUCACUAUUAUGUCUUAUCCAGAUUCUUACUUAGCAGGAUGUUAACUGUCACAAAGAUUCCAAACCAUGUAGCAAUUAAAAUCGCUCUGGAGCUCAAGAAGCUGCUCAUAGACAACAGCCUUCUGGAUGUCUCGCAGUCUGAUUUGGAAGCGAAUCUUUUUAAGCUUAUGGAGCGGCGAGGUUAUGGAGAAGAGUAUAUCAAUCGGUACAGGAUGAUGACCAGGUUUCACCAUCAAAGGGUUCCUUUGGUAAUUCUUGUUUGUGGAACUGCCUGUGUUGGGAAGUCUACAAUAGCUACACAACUUGCACAGAGGCUAAACUUGCCGAAUGUCUUACAGACAGAUAUGGUUUAUGAGUUGCUACGCACAUCAACUGAUGCGCCAUUGGCAUCUACUCCUGUAUGGGCACGAGAUUUCAGCUCCUCCGAGGAGUUAAUUACUGAAUUUUGUCGAGAAUGCAGGAUAGUUCGUAAAGGUUUGAAUGGGGAUCUAAAAAAAGCAAUGAAAGAUGGAAAGCCAAUUAUAAUUGAGGGAAUACAUUUGGAUCCAAGCAUUUAUUUAAUGGAAGAUGAGCAUAAAAUUCCAAUCAGUGUGCCUGAAGGACAUCAAGCGGCCCCACUGUCAAAAGCAUCAAAUGAUAAUUCUGCAGUGCAAAUGGAAAAUAAUUCCACAAGUGCAUUUGGAAGUCAUACUGAAGAUAGCCAAAAUCGUCCUGUGCAUUUGAGUUUGGAUGAAUGUGUGUCUGCUGACCAGGUGAAUAAAGUCUCGGAAUAUCUAGAGUCUAUUGCUCUAUCAACUGCUUCAGAUGAUAAAGGUGAAACUGUUAAGGUACCAGACGUAAAUAGAACUACUGCUAGAAAAGAAAAAUCUGGCUCUGAACCAAUAAUAAUACCAAUAGUUCUGAAUAUGGCUGAAUUUGAUCACAAGUGGAGCAUGGAGAUUAGUUUCCACUAUUCUUGUUGCGGGAAGAAGAUGCCAUUUGGUGGGAAGGCUAAUGCAUUACUAGAAGAGUGGAUCCUUACUCGGACAUUUAGUGGUAAUUGUCUAGUCAAGGAUACAAAUAGUUUAAUAACCAACUUGAAGACCAUUCAAGACUAUCUUUGCUCUUUCAAGUCGCAGGGUUUAACAGUUGUCAAUGUAUCAGCGACCACAUUUCCACAGACAUUGGAUUGGCUGCAUGCAUAUCUUCUUCAGUGCAUUGAGCAAGGCAUUUCAUCAGUGUCCAAUGAAAAUGGUAGGCGGUCAGCUGAAAAAUAGGUUACAUGCAGUUGUUUGCUUGAGCAAUCACAGAGCUGGGAUGAGAUGGAUGCUGAAAGCAACUCCUGGGAUAUUAAGCUACUGAACUUUAUAAGAUCCAAUUUCCAAAAUCAAAUUAAAGCAAGAUUCUUGCAAAUACUGGGCUGGAAUGCCUUGGGUAAUGGAGUACUGGAAAGGAUUUGUCUCCUAGAUAAGAAACUUUUUGCAGGCGAGCCAAUUCUCAAACCUCCUCUUCUUGCAAAGUCUGUACUAUACUGAUUCUACAUAAUUUAGGCGAUGAACGAAUUCAAAAUUUGGAGCUGGUUGGAUCCUGAAAAUUAUCAUCCUAGUUAGUUGAAUGUUGUAUUUAGAAAAGGAACUCAAAUAUAUUUGAAUUGGUUGUAUAAUGUGCUUAAACCGCAUAUUCAUACUUUUUUUAUGGCAUUUUUGGUUCAACAGACAAGGAUGCGAAUACUAUAUACUUAAUCAUAAUCAUGCUGAGUUGAUGACA